AUGCCUGCAAUGACGCCAAGGGUCGCCGAGUUUGAAAAGGUUGAAAGAAGAACAGCUUAUGAAUUGGUGGAGAUCGGAGCGAAUCUCUUUCACGAGGCUUUCCAAGAUGAUUUCGAGGGAGUGUUGCGAAGAUCGAAACAAGCUGGUAUCACCAAAAUGAUGCUCACCGCUUGCUGUGAGAAGACGAGUCGAGAAGUGUGCGAGAUGGCUGAACGAGAGCCCGGAUUUCUAUAUUUCACUACAGGAUUCCACCCGUAUUACGUUAACAAUUUUCGGGGAACUGCUUCAAUUGAAACUUUUCGCGAAUACGCAAGUCAUCCGCAAUGUGUUGCAAUUGGAGAGUGUGGUUUGGAUUAUAGCUCUAUGAAUGAGAGUCCGAGAGAUGUUCAGUUUGAGGCUUUUCGACAGCAACUUGAGCUGGCAGUGGAGUUGAGAAAACCGCUGUUUCUUCAUGAAAGAGAUGCGUUCGAGGAUUUUGUCUCAAUUCUUUCAAAAUUCGAGGAUCAACUUCCACCAGCUGUUGUUCAUUGUUUCACAGGGACUGCAGAGGAGGCGGCAACCUAUCUCGAUAUGGGUUUCUAUAUAGGAGUUACAGGCUUUGUUGCCAACAAUAAACUGGGUAAAACAGUGCGGGACUUGCUGGCAAGUGAGGAGAUUCCCUUGGAGAGGCUAAUGAUCGAGACUGACGCACCAUAUCUAUAUCCAAGAGUGAACGAUCGAAAAUUCAAGCACAUCAAUUUUUCCAAGGAGGCCCUCGACUUGCAUAAGUAUUCAAGCCAUGGUCGUACCGAACCUUGCUCAUUAGCGGUCAUUUGUGAGCUCAUUGCUGGGUUGAUGCAAAGAGAUCCGAUAGAGGUUGCUCAAAUAACAACAGAGAAUGCAAAAAAAGUCUAUGGAUUGAUG
Mesorhabditis belari is the source of this 903-nucleotide messenger RNA. The record is from the annotation of a GenBank genome assembly. NCBI's taxonomy places the organism in Eukaryota, Metazoa, Nematoda, Chromadorea, Rhabditida, Rhabditidae.